AACCGUGGGUUUGGUUUGUGGUACUUGCCCAGCCCUCCUGUCGGUGUGGCUCCUAGGGUAUCGAGUGCUCUCUGGGAGUUUUGAUUAAAGCCCAAAUACCUUCAGUCAGAAGGCUGGGCACUGGAAAAGAAGACCGUACAGGGGCCUGGAGUGGCUGAGAGAAGAGGCUAAACACAUACUUAUGGCUGUUUAGUGUAAUUAUCCAUCACAUUUGGGAUUGUGGAAGGGAAGUAAUUUAAAAUCAGUUGAAGUCGCCCAAGUUUUGUUCACUUUUGUGGGCGCCGACCAUGGAGAUGCAAAGGUGGUCCACAAGGUGGAAAACGAAAAGGUGGAUUAUGGAUUCCACUGUAACCGCAUUCAUCACUUUAACCCUGGUUCUGCAGGCUACACAUGUCAGAGCAGCUGAACCGGUGGACGUGCUAAAAGUAUUAGAAUUUCACAAUUCCCCCGAAGGAGUUCGGAAAACAUCAGGAUUUUGCACAAACCGAAGAGCGUCGAAGCCGGACACAGCCUACAGAGUUGGAAAACUGGCCCAAAUCAGUGCUCCCACCAAGCAGUUAUUCCCAGGGGGUGUGUUCCCUGAAGACUUCUCCAUCCUGACCACCCUCAGGCCCAAGGCCGGCCUCCAGUCCUUCCUGCUGUCUGUUUACAGUGAGCAGGGCGUGCAGCAGCUGGGGGUGGAGGUGGGACGCUCACCUGUCUUCCUGUAUGAGGACCAGAGUGGCAAGCCCGCCCCUGAGGACUACCCCCUGUUCCGCUCUCUCAACCUGGCCGACGGAAAGUGGCAUCGUGUGGCCAUCAGUGUGGAGAAGAAGACGGUCACCAUCAUCGUGGACUGUAAACAGAAGAUCACCAAACCCCUCCUCAGGAGUGACCGUGCCUCUAUUAACACCAACGGGAUCACUGUGUUCGGAACCAGGAUCCUUGACGAGGAAGUCUUUCAGGGUGACAUCCAGCAGCUGCUGAUUGUGGCUGAUCCUAAAGCAGCUUAUGACUACUGUGAACACUACAGCCCCGACUGUGAAACUCCCCACGGGCACUCCCUGCAGGCCCAGCAGCCCGAGGACGAGUACACUACUGCUGAUGACUUAGAUUACACUCAGUUCUAUGAUUACUCUGAAGUAGAAGGAGAGACAGAGAAUGUUCCAACAGACGAGUAUGAGGCGGGUAGUGACCCUCAGCUAAACAAUGUAGACGGAGAAUACACUGAGUAUACUGACAGUGAGCUUGACUACGGAACUGUAGAGGGUACUCAAACUCAGUCUCCCAUUGCCACCAGUGGACCAAACGAGGCUGUCGAGGAGGAGAUUGUUGCUGGUGACUAUGUUGUCACUGGAGCCGCCCCACUGAGUCAGGAGCCCACCGGUGCCCCCGAGGCUGGCCUGGACAGUGUGGACCCCGGAGUGGACGAGUAUGACUUUAAGGAGUAUGACCUAGGGGGCGUGUUGGACAAUAAGCAGUAUGAGUAUGGGGUGUAUGAUGAGUAUGGAAAUGUGGCCGCUGAGCUACCCAACCACAUGGAUACUGUUGAAGAAGAGGUGGGGCUGGGGGUUCCCGCGGAAACGGAGGAAUUCACCCAGACUGCAGUGGCUGGUGGUGGGGAGAAAGGAGAGAAGGGCGAACCCGCUGUGAUCGAACCUGGCAUGCUGAUUGAAGGACCUCCUGGACCUGCAGGCCCAGCUGGUCUACCAGGCCCCUCAGGUCUGCAUGGACCCCCUGGUGUUGCUGGAGAUCCUGGUGACAGGGGUCCCGCAGGGCGGGCUGGUCUGGCAGGAGCCGACGGUUUACCAGGUCCUCCUGGUACCAUGCUGAUGCUGCCAUUCCGUUUUGGAGGGGACGGAGAGAAGGGACCCGUGGUGUCUGCUCAGGAGGCCCAAGCCCAGGCCAUCCUCUCCCAGGCUAGACUCGCCAUGAGAGGUCCCUCAGGUCCAAUGGGUCUCACAGGAAGAUCCGGUCCAGUGGGUGUUCCUGGUUCUGCUGGACUUAAAGGUGACAGUGGAGAUCCUGGUCCUCAGGGCCCCAGGGGAGUCCAAGGGUCUGCAGGACAAAUAGGCAAAUCUGGCAAGAGGGGUCGUGGCGGAGCCGAUGGGGCCCGAGGAAUGCCUGGAGAGUCAGGCUCUAAGGGUGACAGAGGCUUUGAUGGCCUUCCCGGUCUGCCUGGUGAGAAGGGACACAGGGGGGAGACAGGACCACUGGGACCACCUGGAGCCCCUGGAGAGGAUGGACAGAGAGGCGAGGAUGGAGAGAUCGGGCCAAGGGGAUUGGCUGGAGAGAGUGGUCCUAGAGGUCUGCUUGGGCCCCGCGGUCCACCCGGUCCCACUGGACAGCCUGGUGUAGCUGGAGUGGACGGGCCACACGGUCCCAAAGGAAACAUGGGACCUCAAGGAGAGCCAGGACCUCCGGGUCAGCAGGGGAUCCCAGGGACACAAGGUCUUCCUGGUCCUCAAGGUCCCAUCGGACCGCCUGGUGAAAAAGGACCUCAGGGCAGGUCGGGGUUGGCUGGUUUACCCGGGUCAGAUGGACCUCCUGGUCAUCCUGGUAAAGAGGGCCCACCUGGUGAGAAGGGAGCUUUAGGCCAGUCAGGUCCCCAGGGUCCUAUUGGUUAUCCUGGUCCUCGUGGUGUCAAGGGUGCUGAUGGUGUUCGUGGACUGAAGGGUGGAAAGGGAGAGAAGGGUGAGGACGGUUUCCCUGGGUUCAAGGGAGACAUGGGUCUCAAAGGUGACAGGGGUGAGCUCGGUGUGCUUGGGCCCCGCGGGGAGGACGGACCUGAGGGCCCCAAGGGCCGAGCAGGGCCCAACGGAGAGUCUGGCCCCAUGGGUGCUGCUGGAGAGAAGGGAAAACUGGGUGUUCCAGGAUUACCCGGCUACCCAGGAAGACAAGGUCCAAAGGGUUCCAGCGGCUUCCCGGGCUUCCCAGGGGCCAACGGAGAGAAAGGAGCCAGGGGCGUGGCGGGCAAACCCGGUCCAAGGGGGCAAAGAGGUCCAACGGGUCCACGAGGGGGUCGGGGUGCUAGAGGUCCUACAGGCAAGCCAGGCCCUAAGGGCACGGCGGGCAAUGAUGGUCCACCUGGCCCGCCUGGCGAAAGAGGACCUCAAGGACCCCAGGGCCCCGUCGGGUUCUCAGGACCAAAGGGCCCCCCUGGACCACCUGGAAAGGAUGGGCUGCCCGGCCACCCUGGUCAGCGAGGAGAGACGGGAUUCCAAGGAAAGACAGGUCCACCCGGCCCAGGGGGUGUCGUUGGUCCUCAGGGUCCCACAGGAGAGACCGGUCCCAUCGGUGAGAGAGGCCACCCUGGACCCCCAGGUCCACCCGGAGAGCAGGGUCUUCCCGGCUCUGCUGGCAAAGAGGGAGCCAAGGGAGACCCCGGUCCCCAAGGAGCCUCAGGUAAAGAUGGUCCCGCUGGUCUACGAGGAUUCCCAGGAGAGAGAGGUCUUCCCGGCGCGUCGGGUCCAGCUGGUUUGAAGGGAGGAGAAGGACCUCAGGGUCCCUCUGGCCCCGUGGGCUCCCCUGGUGAGAGAGGUGCUGCUGGACCUGCCGGCCCUAUCGGUUUAUCUGGUAGAACUGGCCCUCAGGGGCCCCCAGGACCUGCUGGAGAGAAGGGAGGGCCUGGUGAGAAAGGUCCCCAAGGACCAGCUGGUCGGGACGGAGUCCAAGGUCCAGUGGGUCUGCCUGGUCCCGCCGGACCUCAGGGUCCACCCGGAGAGGACGGUGAUAAGGGAGAGGUUGGAGAGCCAGGUCAAAAGGGAAGCAAAGCAGACAAGGGUGAACAGGGUCCUCCUGGCCCAGCUGGUCUCCAGGGUCCCAUCGGUAAUCCAGGACCUGCAGGAGGUGAUGGAGAGCCCGGUCCCAGGGGUCAGCAGGGGAUGUUCGGACAGAAGGGAGACGAAGGAUCCAGAGGUUUCCCCGGGCCCCCUGGUCCCAUUGGUCUGCAGGGUCUUCCUGGACCUCCAGGAGAGAAGGGUGAGAAUGGCGAUGUCGGUCCGAUGGGUCCCCCCGGUCCACCUGGUCCCAGAGGUCCUCAGGGUCCUAGUGGAGCUGAUGGUGCACAAGGUCCUCCUGGUGGUGUGGGUGCCAUGGGAGGCGUGGGUGAGAAGGGUGAAAACGGUGAAGCUGGCAACCCAGGAACCCCUGGAGAGCCCGGAACUGGAGGGCCUAAAGGCGAGAGAGGAGACAAGGGAGAGGCAGGACCACCCGGAGCUGCCGGACCCGCUGGCGCCAAAGGACCCCCUGGAGAUGAUGGACCCAAAGGCAACCCCGGGCCGGUUGGUUUCCCUGGAGACCCUGGUCCACCCGGUGAGGCCGGUGUUGCUGGAACUGAUGGCUCUGCGGGAGAGAAAGGAGAGGAUGGUGAAUCUGGUCAGCCUGGUCCUCCUGGUCCAUCUGGUGAAUCUGGUCCACCUGGUCCUCCCGGCAAGAGAGGCCCCCCAGGAACUGCCGGUGCAGAGGGUAGACAAGGAGAGAAGGGCGCCAAGGGUGAGUCUGGAGCUGAGGGACCCCCAGGUAAAACUGGCCCAGUCGGCCCACAGGGGCCCUCAGGAAAGCCCGGUCCAGAAGGUCUGCGUGGAAUCCCUGGCCCUGUUGGUGAACAAGGACUUCCUGGUUCCUCUGGACAAGACGGCCCACCUGGACCUAUGGGACCCCCUGGUCUCCCAGGUCUGAAGGGUGACCCCGGGACCAAGGGUGAAAAGGGUCAUUCAGGUCUGAUUGGUCUGAUUGGACCCCCUGGCGAGCAGGGAGAGAAGGGAGACCGAGGCUUGCCCGGACCCCAGGGUUCUCCUGGAGGCAAGGGCGACGGUGGUAUUGGUGGCUCUUCAGGUCCUCUCGGUCCUCCUGGUCCUCCAGGCCUGCCUGGUCCUGGAGGUCCUAAGGGAUCUAAGGGUUCAUCGGGUCCUGCUGGUCAGAAGGGAGACACCGGUACGAUCGGUCCACCUGGUCCUCCUGGUCCCCCUGGCGAGGUGAUCCAGCCACUGCCCAUCCAGUCUCCCAAGAAGAACCGCAGACAUGCAGACAUGCAGGCAGACGCGGCGGGCACCAUGAUGGACUACGGAGACGGCAUGGAGGACAUCUUUGGUUCGCUCAACAACCUCAAACAGGACAUUGAGAGGAUGAAGUACCCAAUGGGCACACAGAACAACCCAGCCAGGACCUGCAAAGACCUGCAGCUCGCCCACCCAGAGUUCCCUGAUGGCGAGUACUGGAUAGAUCCUAACCAGGGAUGUUCAGGGGACUCCUUCUCUGUCUACUGUAACUUCACGGCUGGAGGAGAGACCUGUAUCUACCCAGACAGGAAGUCCAGCGGAGUCAGAAUAUCUUCAUGGCCCAAAGAAAUACCAGGGUCGUGGUUCAGUGAAUUUAAGCGGGGUAAACUAUUGUCAUACGUUGACGCAGCCGGCAACACAAUAAACGAGGUUCAGAUGACCUUCCUGAAACUACUGACUGCCUCUGCCAGGCAGAACUUCACCUAUAACUGCCACCAGUCUGUGGUGUGGCACGACGAGACCACCAACAGCUAUAACAAGGCGCUGCGAUUCCUAGGAUCCAACGACGAGGAGAUAUCCUAUGACAACAACCCCUACAUCAGGGCCCUCGCAGACGGAUGCGCGACGAGGAAGGGCUACGGAAAGACUGUGAUAGAGAUUAAUACUCCCAAAAUCGAUCAGGUUCCCAUCAUAGAUGUCAUGUUGUAUGACUUUGGAGAUGCCAGCCAGAAGUUUGGAUUUGAAGUGGGUCCAGUCUGCUUCCUUGGCUAACUAAAAAAACAAAAAAACUUGGUGGGGUCAGAAAGAAAGUCAAGACAUUUUGGAUACCACCCAGCCCCCCCACCCUUUUCCAUGCCACAUGCAAGUUUUGAAUAAAAAAAAAAAAUGGUGUAGCGAACAUGUCUUGCCAUGUAUGUAUGUAUUACCUAGAAAAAUACUUGUUGCCCUUGUAGGGCUAGAAUCACAUGACUUAAAACUGUUAUGGAGCAACGGUGAAGGACAUUUGAAGGCGUGGCAGGGUAAGGGUGAACAGGAGAAGAACGAGGGUGGGUCGAAAGGAGAGAGACACCUCUUUUCCGGUUUCUCCGGGUGCUGUACAAAAGAAAUGACUACAAUGGUGCUUGUUCAAACAACAAAAUAAAGAGGUGCUAAGAAAGAAGGUGCAUUUUGAUGCUAAAAAAAAAAACUGUAAUUAUUAUUUUGUACAAUCUGUUUUUUCUGAAUCCACUUUCAAAACUUGCAUGUGUAUCAGAAUCGCAUCUGGCUCUUAAUUUCAAUGUUCGUAAACAAAAUAUAUAUAUAAGUUAAAGAAAUGAAUAAAAACAGACAGAGAGAAAGAAAUAAUGAUGAUAUUUUGUUGAUGAAUAAAUACUGUGUACCUGUUAUGAAGCAAAUAAAAUUAGUAUUCAAACGAUUCCCUAUUUCUAAUGAUAAUGCAUCCCUUUUGUAUAUAUUGACCAUCCAAAGCUCUAGGUUAUUUGCAGUUUUGCCCUUCAAGACCAUAGGUAAAACAACUGGAAACAUCUCACCAGCACACAUAUAGCAACAUAUCCCACUAAUGUUGUGAUCCUGUGCUUGUAUUAAGCAAUCAUGAAAUUCAUUCUUCUUUUUAUUUAAGUAAAUUUGUUGUUUUGAUUUGUUUUUAAAAAAAAAUAAUCUGUCCGUUUUUCUUUUUGGUCGUAUACCUCAAACUUUCUUGAUAACCAUAAGAUCCAUGGAUGUUAUGCCCUGUAUAUAUCUUGGUUUCAACAAUUAAGUUUAUAUAUUUUGGGUGGGGAAUUUUUUAAAGAAAGAAAUACUUAUCGGUUAGACAUCUUCUGUUCAGAUCCUUCUGUGAAUACAAUGAUAAGUCCUUUAGGUGACCCAUUUUUGUAACUAAAAUGAGAAAAUGUUUUGAUGUGCUUUUAAUGGUUCAUUUAAAAUAUUAAAACUGGAUUCUAAACAACAG
Molecule: messenger RNA, 6927 nt
Organism: Oncorhynchus mykiss (rainbow trout)
Lineage: Eukaryota; Metazoa; Chordata; Actinopteri; Salmoniformes; Salmonidae
Gene: col11a1a
Product: collagen, type XI, alpha 1a
Cellular component (GO): extracellular matrix
Molecular function (GO): extracellular matrix structural constituent
Source: RefSeq, a predicted model, not a curated record